AGCAAACCGGUUUAAAGAGGAACAGAUUCCACGCGGUCACGAGUGACGUCAUCGAGGUAUUACUUAAGGAUCCUUAUGAUUGUUUCACAUUGACCACCGAUCUGCAGGUUGCUCCUAAUAAAUGAGAAUAAACGGACGCGUGUGCGCGUGCGUGCGUUAGGCCCCGCCUCCCAGAGGGGAGAAGGGCGGUGCCCCCCCACCACCACCCAGGUAGGAGCACCAGCGGUGGGCACGUCACCACAAACACGCGCACAGAGGAGGCAGUGUGCAGAGCCGCGGAGACCACAGCCGCCAAACGCGCACGCACACGGACGCGCGUGCACGCACACUCACACGCGCACCCUCUUUCCACCGCCUCAUCGGUCCGGAGGAGCGACGACGCAGCCGAAAACAGCCGGAAGUUCCGUUUGGACCCAUCGAAACAGGGAAGUUCGAGACGGAGAGAGGGACAGAGGGACAGAGGGACAGAGGACCAUGUUCAGCUGGGUGAAGCAGGAGCAGGGAGGACGCAACAAGGACGGAGAGAUGUACCAGACGGUGACGGAGGGCCUGCAGAGCCUCUACCUGAAGAAGCUGCUGCCGCUGGAGGAGACCUACCUGUUCCACGACUUCCACUCCCCCGCCCUGGAGGCCGCCGACUUCCAGAGCAAGCCCAUGGUGCUGCUGGUGGGGCAGUACUCCACCGGGAAGACCACCUUCAUCAGGUACCUGUUGGAGCAGGACUUCCCGGGGAUGCGGAUCGGUCCGGAGCCGACCACCGACGGCUUCAUCGCCGUGAUGUACGGCGAGAACGAGGGCGUCGUCCCCGGCAACGCCCUGGUGGUCGACCCCAAGAAGCCCUUCAGGAAGCUCAACGCGUUUGGAAACUCCUUCCUCAACAGGUUCAUCUGCUCUCAGAUGCCGAACCAGGUUCUUCAGAGCAUCAGCAUCAUCGACACGCCUGGCAUCCUAUCUGGAGAGAAACAGCGAAUCAGCAGAGGUUAUGACUUUGCGGAGGUGCUGCGUUGGUUCGGGGAGCGCGUGGAUCGCAUCAUUCUGCUCUUCGACGCUCACAAACUGGACAUUUCAGACGAGUUCUCCGAGGCCAUCCGAGCCUUCAAAGGACAAGACGACAAGAUCCGAGUGGUCCUCAACAAGGCCGACCAGGUGGACACGCAGCAGCUGAUGAGGGUGUACGGCGCCCUCAUGUGGUCACUGGGGAAAGUGAUCAACACUCCAGAGGUGGUGAGAGUUUAUCUGGGAUCCUUCUGGGCCAAACCGCUACAGAACUCUGAGAACAGGCGUCUGUUUGAGGCGGAGUCUCAGGACCUCUUCAAGGACAUCCAGAGUCUACCGAGAAACGCGGCGCUCCGUAAACUCAACGACCUCAUCAAGAGAGCGAGGCUGGCCAAGGUUCACGCCUACAUCAUCAGCUACCUGAAGAAGGAGAUGCCGUCUCUGUUUGGCCGUGAGAAGAAGAAGGAGGAGCUCAUCGCUCGUCUUCCAGAGAUCUACUGCAUCCUUCAGAGGGAGCACCACAUCAGCCCGGGAGACUUCCCCAACGUGGCCAAGAUGCAGGACAUGCUGCAGCACUACGACUUCAGCAAGUUCCCGUCGCUGAAGAUGAAGCUGGUGGAGUCGGUGGACAAGAUGUUGGCCACCAAGAUCGCCGCCCUGAUGUCCAUGAUCCGGGACGAGGAGUCCAAGGCGCCGCCGGCGAUGGUGUCCGGCGGCGCCUUCGAGGGCUCCCAGGACGGGCCCUUCGGCCGGGGCUACGGCGAGGGCAUCAGCGCCGGCGCCGACGCCGAGGACUGGAUCGUCAGCCGCGAGAAGCACCGCUACGACGAGAUCUUCUACAUGCUGACGCCCGUCAACGGCAAGAUCACCGGCGUCAACGCCAAGAAGGAGAUGAUGAACUCGCGGCUGCCCAACACCGUGCUCGGGAAGAUCUGGAAGCUGGCCGACUGCGACCACGACGGCAUGCUGGACGACGAGGAGUUCGCGCUGGCCCAGCACCUCAUCAAGGUGAAGCUGGAGGGCUACGAGCUGCCCGCCGUGCUGCCCGAGCACCUGGUGCCGCCGUCCCACCGCAAGGACCCCGCCGCCGACGCCAUGUACAACCACAGCGAGGACUAGGGGCCUCCUCCUGUGUGUAUAUACAUGUAUGCAUACACACACAUAUAUAUAUGUCUAUAGAGCAAGAUCCCACAAUAACACCACAGGAACAAGCUCUGACCUUCAGAGUAAAAGCAACAGAGGUUAAUGUGAUAAUCAGUGCCAGUUUAACACAACAUGGUAUAAACAAGUCCUGUGUGGUUAUUAACGUGUAGUUUAUGUGUGAGGAACGAAUAUUGAUCAGAAGAGGUUUUUGGAUUCCAAAAAUGUUCUUUUGUCAUCCAUCUUUAUCCGCUUAUCUGGGGUCGGGUCGCGGGGGCAACAACUCUUCUUUGUGUGUGUGUGUGUGUUUUAAAGUGUUUUUACUAUUUCUGUUCCGACAUGUCAGCACUAUGUUAUAUUACCGUUUUUUAUUUUUACUGAAUCGUGGUUAUAAUCAUUUGCUGCUUUUAUUCUGAAGGCCUGAAGCUGUACUUGAAGUCUUAAAUUGUUGUUUCUGUACCAUGUGACCCGCAGCAGUGAGUUGGGUCACAUUUCACGACCACAGUAACUUUGGACUUUUACUUCUCAAAGUGAACUCAAACUACAUUACCCAUAAGGCCACUGGAGCUGAAGACAUACAAACACAUUUCAGUUGUACAAAUAAUAAAUCAAACUAUCUCUCUGUCAUUUAAUCUUUUUUAUUUGUAAAUAUGAAAUAUAGAUGUAAUAAAUGUCAUCUUUCAAUAAUUUACACUCUCCAAUAAUAAGGAAGAUAUAUUUUAGUAUUUCAAAAAACACAUUUUAAGAGACCAAAGAAAAUAAAAAGGAACAAACGUCAGGUUGUUUAUGAUUUAAACUUGUUGAAUUAGAAUAAGGAUUAUAUCGUAUUUCUGUUGAGGGGUUUUCAAAAUAAAAGAUGAAAGACAUCCCUAGCCGUCUUCACGUCCACGUUGGUUGGGAUCGAGGAGCCUGCAGGGCGCAGUGAGGGGUCAGUGAGGGGUCAGAGGUCAAAAGUAACAGUCGGGUUCUGUUUAAACAGCGUCCUCCGUCCACCGGGGACGACUUAACGACGUCCUCCACCGCUGCUGUUUCCUCACAUUGUGGAUGGUGGUGUAGACGUUGACCUUUGUGAGAGGGAGCGCAGCAGCCUAUCAGGGACGAGCAGGCUGACGAGCCGACCAAUCACAAGCCUCCGCUGAUGAUGAAGUUAAACAAUAGAAGUCUGUGAUAAAAUGACUUCUAUUGACUUCAAGUCUUCUUCAAAGCAGCAUGAUGUUCAUUUAGUGAGUCAUGGUCCAUUUAGAGUCAAACAGACCAUGAAGAGGGGAGGCUUUAGGGGGCGGGGCCUAACGCUGAUUGACAGGUCAACACCAGAGGCGUAUACGCCAUAAGUCUUUGGUGGGUUCUGGUUGGUUCUAGUUGGUUCUUGUUGGUUCUGGUGGGUUCUGGUGGGUCCUGGUGGGUUCUGGUGGGUUCUGGUGGGUCCUGGUUGGAUCUGGUGGGUUCUUGUGGGUUAGUGUUCCUCAGGGGGAGUGUCUCUGUGUCCUCAUGUGUUCUCAUGACGGGACACAAAGUCGUCCUCGAGGAUUCAGCAGUUUUAUGUUUUUGUUUCCGUUAAAAUAAACACAGAAAUCAGAUCUUUUUACGUCUUUAAAACGCAGGACUUAAACACUAAGGAGCUCCAGAUGUUUGUCAUUGUCCAUCUGAAAAUGUCAAAGGGUUUAUUCUUGUGACUUUGGUGUAUUUCAUAUUGUUAAUGUUUAAACGUGUCACUUGACUCCUGCCUGGAGUCCAAUAAAGUUUAUUCAAACAUUUA
This is a messenger RNA of Pungitius pungitius (ninespine stickleback), 3892 nucleotides long. It is a transcript of the gene ehd4, whose product is annotated as EH-domain containing 4. The record is from RefSeq and is a predicted model, not a curated record. Lineage: Eukaryota; Metazoa; Chordata; Actinopteri; Perciformes; Gasterosteidae. The transcript is spliced from 8 exons. The coding region runs from base 475 to 2115 and encodes 546 amino acids. Gene Ontology annotation, molecular function: calcium ion binding; protein binding; GTP binding. Gene Ontology annotation, biological process: endocytosis; endosomal transport. Gene Ontology annotation, cellular component: plasma membrane; cytoplasm.